This is a messenger RNA of Cyphellophora europaea CBS 101466, 2769 nucleotides long. RefSeq names its product chitin synthase 2. The coding region runs from base 1 to 2769 and encodes 922 amino acids. Gene Ontology annotation, molecular function: chitin synthase activity. The record is from RefSeq and is a predicted model, not a curated record. Gene Ontology annotation, cellular component: cell periphery; cell septum. The transcript has 3 exons. Lineage: Eukaryota; Fungi; Ascomycota; Eurotiomycetes; Chaetothyriales; Cyphellophoraceae.
AUGGCCUACAAUCGGCUAGGAGGCUCCCAUGCCGACAAUGACCCAUACUCGCCCAAUCUGAAUCCUCAAUAUGAUGGUCGUACCCCUUCCCCGGGUCGUCCAUUACAAGCCUACGACCGAGACGACGUCUACGAGCAACCUCCCCAACUGCACCUCCAGAUGCCUACCGCCUCGAAUGAUCGGCUUGCAUUCCAGCCGACCUAUUCCGUCGAGAACGUCUCAAACUCACAUGGCCAUCAUUCACAGUACCAGCAAGGACAACCGCAGCCGCAAUCUUAUGGCGCUCCAGGAGGAGAUUAUGCCCUGAAUCCGGAAGAGCACCACGAUGCCUACUACAAUCAGCCAUACUCUCCCCAUCCCCAGGGAGACUAUGCACUCGACCCCUACCCGACACCAGACAAUCGUUACGGCGAAGAUGAUAAUAGACCUAUCCUCCAGCCAGAUAGCGCCUACGGUCCAGACCCCCAUACUCAACCUCCUCUCGAAGGCGAAUACUACGAUGAUCCCAAUGUUCAACCGACGCCGUCACCCGCGCCUAUCAGGAGAUGGAAAACUGUCAAGGAAGUUCCGUUGUUCGAAGGCAAUCUCGUCCUUGACUGUCCUGUGCCACCGAGGCUACUGAGUCAGGUUCCGCACGUGCAACCGCCCGAAAGAGAUGAGUUUACUCAUAUGAGAUAUUCAGCAGCCACUUGCGACCCCAAUGAUUUCUUCGAGAGGCGCUUCACAUUACGACAGCGCUUGUUUCGGCAACCUCGACACACUGAGCUGUUCAUUGUGGUCACCAUGUACAAUGAGGACGAGUUCCUGUUCGCGCGUACCAUGAUUGGCGUCUUCAAGAACAUCGAGUAUCUCUGUUCAAGAACGAGCAGCAAGACUUGGGGCAAGGACGCGUGGAAGAAGGUUGUCGUUUGCAUCGUCAGUGAUGGUCGCGCUAAGAUCAAUCCACGGACCAGAGCAGUUCUCGCAGGUCUAGGUGUUUAUCAAGACGGCAUUGCGAAACAACGAGUCGAUGACAAGGACGUCACUGCCCAUAUCUACGAGUAUACUACUCAAGUCGGCCUGGAGCUCAAGGGCAAGCAGGUCUCUUUGAAACCACGAACCAACACGCCGGUCCAGCUGUUGUUCUGCCUCAAGGAGAAGAACCAGAAGAAAAUCAACUCACACAGAUGGUUCUUCUCUGCCUUUGGUCGUGUGCUGGAUCCUAAUAUCUGUGUCUUGCUCGACGCUGGUACGAGGCCUGGCAAAGAUUCCAUUUAUCAGCUCUGGAAGGCAUUCGACCUUGAACCCAUGUGUGGUGGCGCUGCUGGUGAAAUCAAAGUCAUGUUGGAGCACGGCAAGAAUCUGCGAAACCCCCUGGUGGCCACUCAGAACUUCGAGUACAAGAUGUCUAACAUUCUCGACAAACCCAUGGAGUCUGCAUUUGGUUUCAUCUCUGUCCUUCCUGGUGCCUUCUCUGCUUAUCGCUAUGUGGCAUUGCAGAACGACAAGAAUGGGGAAGGGCCGCUCGAGAAGUACUUCAAAGGCGAGUCGAUGCACGCAGAUGCUGGUGUCUUCACCGCGAAUAUGUAUCUUGCCGAAGAUCGAAUUCUCUGUUUCGAGCUCGUCAGCAAGCGCAAUUGUCGCUGGAUUCUGCAAUAUGUCAAGUCUGCCAACGGCGAGACCGACGUCCCCAAUCGAAUCGCCGAGUUCGUUUUGCAGCGGCGAAGAUGGCUGAACGGUUCUUUUUUCGCUGCCGUCUACGCCAUAGCUCAUGUCCACCAGCUCUUCCGAAGCAGCCACAGCGCCAUGCGGAAGUUCAUGCUGAUCAUUGAGUUCAUCUAUCAAACCAUCAACAUGCUCUUCGCCUGGUUCGCUAUUGGCAAUUUUUUCCUGGUUUUCAAGCUUCUCACGACCUCCCUCGGUAGUCCUGGACCUCUGGGCACAGCUGGCACGGUUCUCGGUAUAGUGUUCGAAUUCGUCUACCUUGGCACACUCCUCUACUGCUUUAUCCUAUCUAUGGGUAACAGGCCGCAAGGGUCAAAGAAAUCCUAUCUGGCCAUGGUUAUCUUUUGGUCUAUUCUCAUGGUCUGGCUCACUUUCGCCGCCGUCUACGUGACUGUUGAGGCGAUCCGAGCAGAGACCCAGGAAAAUUCCUUCACGUUCUCCUCCAUCUUCAACAACAGGACUUUUUUCAGCCUGAUCGUCUCCCUCGGUAGCACCUAUGUGCUAUGGUUUGUGUCAUCGUGUCUUUUCUUAGAUCCGUGGCACAUGUUCACCUGCUUUCUUCAGUACAUUGUGCUGACACCAACCUACAUCAACGUCCUUAACAUUUACGCCUUCUGUAACACGCACGAUAUCUCCUGGGGCACCAAAGGCGACGACAAGGCCGAGAAACUGCCUACGGUCCAGAUGAAGCCAGAUGGCAACGUCGAAGUGAUGAUUCCGCAAGAUGACGGCGAUCUGAACGCGCAGUAUGAGGCCGAGCUCCUCAGAUUCGCAACGAAGCCGGAGAAAGAGGUCAAGAUUCAGUCGGCAGCAGAGAAGCAAGAGGACUACUACAAAUCGUUCAGGAGUAAUGUCGUCGUCAUCUGGAUGAUCAGCAACUUCAUCCUCUGUGCUGCCGUGCUUAAUGUGUCGGGCUUUGACAGGAUCAAUACCGAAGAAGGAGGCUCCGAAACGAACGCAACCAUCUACCUGGCUGUGAUUCUGUGGUCCGUCGCUGGUCUUUCCCUCUUUAGAUUCGCGGGGGCGAUGUGGUUCUUGGUGAAGAGGAUGUUCCGAGGCGUCUGA